Molecule: messenger RNA, 887 nt
Organism: Argiope bruennichi
Lineage: Eukaryota; Metazoa; Arthropoda; Arachnida; Araneae; Araneidae
Product: protein lethal(2)essential for life-like
Exons: 1
Coding region: 151-744 (197 amino acids)
Biological process (GO): response to heat; protein refolding
Molecular function (GO): protein folding chaperone
Source: RefSeq, a predicted model, not a curated record
UUUCAAAUGACGGUAGAUUGGUUCUUGUUUCGUCAUACCGAGGUUGUAUAUAUAAGAGGCUUACGAAGUAGCCGGGAGUUACAAGUUUAAACAACGAGAUUUGAGUGACAGUCAGUGUAGAAAGUGAGUUUAUAUAUUUACAUCGUAGAUAUGUCUUUCCGAAUUGUUAAAGCGUUGCCGCUAUGCCGAACAGUUGGAAAAUUUUCUAUCUGCCGCAUUUCACCAGUGAGAAAUUAUUGGCGGCGCAAUGCUUUCUCCGAGUUGUCAUCUGCUAUACAGGCUAUGGAAAAUAGAAUGCGAGAUAUGGACCGCGAGAUGAGCCGUUUUCUCGAGGAUUUCCAGCGAACGAGUCCUGUAAAAUUGCCGAAUAUCCUCUCUCCUUUGGAAUGGUCACGCACUCGUGAAAUUCCCGUUAUUGCCAAAGACGGCGAUGGACGUGUGUUUAAAGUAGAACUUGAUAUGCAGGGAAUGGAACCUGAAGACAUCAAUGUUACUUUGAAAGAUCAAGAACUGAGCAUCACGGCAAAGAAAGAAGAGAAAAGGUCGGACGGUUCGCGGUUUGUGAGAGAAAGUAAAUACCACUAUACCUUGCCCAAAGAAGUGAAUCCUGAAGCUAUAAGAUCUUCCUUAAUCGAUGGUGUACUUACUAUUGAAGCUCCUUUGCCUGCCUUAGAGUCGAAAGAAAUUCCUAUCAAGAUUGAGGGUUCAAGUAAUAGUAACAAUUCUGAAUCCAAAAAAGAUUAAUUUCAUGGACAUUUUUUCUACAGUUGAACUGUAAAACCAUUUUACUUUCAAGGUAAAAGAUGUAGGUUCAUAUUCAUCUUGUCAUUUGUUUCAUUAUAGUUUUGUAUUAAUAUUUUUGAAUUUAAUAAAGCUGUUUUUGACUA